UGAGUUAUGGUUCUUGGGGCAUUUUGUUAGUUCCGGCUCACAGAAAAAUCAACAAGUCAUAAUGUGUAAAGCUCAAAAACAGCUGUAAAAUGUGAGACUGAAGUCACGUCAUAACUAGAAUGUCCAGUUACCAGGCGUUUGGUGAAAUUCCAAACCCAGGAAGACUUGCAGAUAAUAAUUUAGUUGAGACAACGUUUGGUGCCAGCAAUGGUCUGUCACCGGUCACCACAGUAUCCGUUAACACUCCCUUACCUAGAGAAAAUGACACAUAUGACCCAACCAUCACCCGAGGAACGGCUGAGGGCAUGACCAGUCCUACCUUCCAGAAUUCAGACACCCUGUUAGUUGUCCCCCAUCAACAUAAACGAACAAAUUCCAAUGUUUCUAGGAUAUCGGCCCUCAGUGUGGAAGAGGAGGAAAUAACUGUCUUUGUUGAACCGCCAAACAAGAAGCUGUAUUGCAGACUGUGUCAGAAAGUGUUCAAAGAACCUGUGAUUGUAGCAUGCGGGCAUACCUACUGUCACCGAUGUGUCACCAGCAAUCCCGAAGCCACCUGCCCCGUGGACGGAAAGUCGCUGGACAUCAUAGUAGCCAACAUCACUCUGUCCGAGCAGAUUGGGGACCUGUUUGUCCAUUGUAAAUAUGGAUGUUCGCCAUCUCUGGAUGGACAGGACUAUGUGGUCGAUUCCAGCAAGUGUCCUGUGCAGUGUCGAAUCACCAACAGGAGUGAACAUGAGGACAUGUGCGACUUCAUGAUGAUGGAGUGUCCAAACAACAGUGGAUGUCCCGCUGUCCUUAAAAAAGAUUUGGAGGACCAUCUAAAGACUUGUAACAGAGCUCGCUGUCCACACAAUCGAUUUGGUUGUGAGUUUAUGGGUAUACAUGAUGAACUGGACGAGCAUUUAAAAGUUUGCAAAUUCGAGGCAAUGAAGGAAUACAUUGUUCGCACAGAAGAAAAAAUGUCCGACAUGCAGUAUUCACUUAAUCAAAAGGACCAAGAAGUAGGAUUUCUGCGUUCUAUGUUAGGGAAGUUAGCGGAGAGACUAGAAAACAUGGAAAAACAAACAGAGGACAGAGUAGAGCACCUGGAGCACAGACUUGGGGAUGUGGUGGAGGAAUUGGUGAGCGUCAAGAGGGAAAAUACUGUUAUGCAGGAUGAUUUAGAGCAAGUAAAGAAUGUGCUGAGUUCCAGAAGUCUUCCCUAUGCACCCUACGAUCCUCUUCAGAUGUUCAAGUGUAGAGGGACCUUUGUCGGACAUCAGGGACCCGUUUGGUGUUUGUGUGUCAACAAUGAUUUCUUAUUUAGCGGUUCAUCGGACAAAACAAUAAAGGUCUGGGACACUGGCAAUAACUACAAAUGUUUGAAGACUCUGGAAGGUCACUCGGGAAUCGUGUUGGCUAUCUGUACCUAUGGAAACAAAUUGUACAGUGGCUCCCAAGACAGUAGCAUCAUAGUCUGGAACAUUGACAACUUUGAACAAGUCUGUGUGAUAGAUGCCCACUGCAAUCCGGUGUGUACGCUCGCCUCGACCAAAAGCUUGCUGUUCAGUGGAUCUCUGAAGGUCAUCAAGGUAUGGGACGUACACACCAAUGAAUUGAAGCAGGAAUUGACGGGUCUAAACCACUGGGUGCGGGCACUCGUGGCAACUCAGAACCACCUAUACAGCGGGUCUUAUCAAACAAUACGGAUCUGGGAUCUGGAGACCCUGGAAUGCCUACAGAUGCUGGAGACAUCGGGAGGCAGUGUGUACAGCAUAGCUAUCACUAACUACCACAUCCUGUGUGGCACAUACGAAAAUGUUAUUCAUGUAUGGGAGCUAGAAUCAAAGAACCAGAUCGUCACGCUGAAAGGCCACACGGGUACAGUGUAUGCCUUGGCCGAGCUGCAGACAUCCUCCGGAACAAAGAUAUUCAGUGCCUCCUACGACCGAUCUCUGAGGGUCUGGAGCAUGGACAACAUGAUAUGUACUCAGACGUUACUUCGACAUCAAGGCAGCGUGGCCUGUUUAGCCCAGUCCCGGGGUAGGAUCUUCUCGGGAGCUGUUGACAGUACUGUGAAGGUGUGGCAGUAGAGGAGACAUGAAUGGCCGCUCAAGAUCACCAACACUGGUUUUGAAGGGAAAGAAACAGAAUUUGAUAUUUUUUCAAGGCUGAUAUAUGAUGGACACUUAAAAGAGAGUUCUAUAGAUUAUUAGUGAUUAAUUUCACACAAUUUUAUUUCACGAAAUUUUUAUAAUGCCUUAGUUUUAUACUGUUAUUUAUAUAUACAUAUUGUGUACAUGCUGACAUGAAUUCAUAUAAAUCCAUUACUAUUACAUAUAUA
Molecule: messenger RNA, 2323 nt
Organism: Mizuhopecten yessoensis (Yesso scallop)
Lineage: Eukaryota; Metazoa; Mollusca; Bivalvia; Pectinida; Pectinidae
Product: E3 ubiquitin-protein ligase TRAF7-like
Exons: 21
Coding region: 120-2072 (650 amino acids)
Biological process (GO): ribosomal large subunit assembly; Notch signaling pathway
Cellular component (GO): nucleolus
Molecular function (GO): protein binding; zinc ion binding
Source: RefSeq, a predicted model, not a curated record